UGUUGGGUAUUUUGUGCAUCUACCAAUUCAUCUAUCGAGAGAGAGAGAGAGAGAGAGAGAGAGAUAUGUGGGCAGCUUCUUGCCUUGCUUCGUGCUGUGCAGCUUCGACAUGCGGCCUCUGCACAUCAGUGGCGUCUGGAAUCUCCAGGCGCUCUGCUCGCCUAGCUUAUUGCGGCCUCUUCGGCCUCUCCCUCAUUGUCUCUUGGAUUCUAAGGGAGGUGGCUGCCCCUCUUUUGAUGAAAAUCCCAUGGAUAAAUAAUUUCUCUCAUACCCCCCCAAAAGAAUGGUUUCAGACUGAUGCUGUUCUUCGUGUGAGUUUAGGAAAUUUCUUAUUUUUCACAAUAUUUGCCCUCAUGAUGAUUGGCAUCAAGGAUCAGAAUGACAAACGUGAUUCUUGGCAUCACGGAGGAUGGAUUGCAAAAAUUGCUGUGUGGGCGUUGCUCAUCAUUCUCAUGUUUUUCCUUCCAAAUGUGGUCGUCACUAUCUAUGAAACGAUGUCGAAAUUCGGGUCUGGAUUAUUUUUACUGGUCCAAGUGAUCAUACUACUAGACUUCACGCAUUCUUGGAAUGACGCAUGGGUUGAGAAAGACGAGCGGAAAUGGUAUAUUGCUUUACUUUCAGUAUCAGUGGCGUGCUAUAUUGCAACUUACGCUAUCUCGGCAGUGCUCUUCAUCUGGUUCAAUCCUUCAGGCCAUGACUGCAGCCUCAAUGUCUUCUUCAUCGUCAUGACCAUGGUUCUUGCAUUUGCAUUGGCAAUUAUUGCAUUGCAUCCACAGGUGAACGGAAGCCUGUUGCCUGCUUCUGUGAUUUCUGUGUACUGUGCGUACCUUUGCUACAGUGGACUCUCCAGCGAACCUAGAGAUUAUGCAUGCAAUGGUCUCCAUAAGCAUGCUCAAGGAGUCUCCACAGGCACCCUUAUUCUCGGAAUGCUCACUACAGUUCUCUCGGUCCUAUACUCUGCUAUUCGCGCUGGAUCAUCAACGACCUUUCUCUCACCCCCAUCCUCACCCAAGUCAGGUGGAAAGAAACCUCUGCUUGAUUCGGACGAAUUGGAGGGAGGAAAAGAAGAUAAGAAAGAAAGCGAAGGACAGCCCAUUAGUUACUCGUACACAUUUUUCCACCUGAUAUUCGCGCUUGCGAGCAUGUACUCAGCCAUGCUUCUCACGGGAUGGUGCAGCUCGAAUUCAGGUAGCUCGGAGCUGAUCGACGUUGGUUGGACUACAGUGUGGGUCCGGAUCUGCACGGAGUGGAUCACUGCAGGGCUGUACGUGUGGUCGCUCAUUGCCCCUCUGAUCUUGCGUGACCGUGAGUUUGCAUAGAACUUUUAUGUACCAGACUUUGGUGGAUUGUAAAUGUAUAUAUCAUAUGGAUUGGAUGUAUGUUAGUAUAUGCAGACUCUAUUGUUGAGUUGAAGCUGUGGUAAAAAGAAGAAGAC
Messenger RNA from Magnolia sinica, 1435 nucleotides. RefSeq lists its product as uncharacterized. NCBI's taxonomy places the organism in Eukaryota, Viridiplantae, Streptophyta, Magnoliopsida, Magnoliales, Magnoliaceae. The transcript is spliced from 6 exons. The record is from RefSeq and is a predicted model, not a curated record. Gene Ontology annotation, cellular component: membrane. The coding region runs from base 66 to 1319 and encodes 417 amino acids.